Metarhizium acridum CQMa 102 is the source of this 1230-nucleotide messenger RNA. Lineage: Eukaryota; Fungi; Ascomycota; Sordariomycetes; Hypocreales; Clavicipitaceae. The record is from RefSeq and is a predicted model, not a curated record.
AUGUCAUUCCGCCCGACACCGUUUCGCCGACUUCGCUUGCCAACCCCGCCAGACGUCGCCAUCGUCGCCAAUUUUAGCGAUGACCUCGCCGAAUUCCCAAAUGGCGCCCAUCUCGCCAAGUACAUUCUCAUUUUCGCCCCGACGUGGCACAUUUGGGCCGAUCUGCGAGAGAUCAUGAAUUCAUACUAUACGGAUGACUUGCUGCAGCGACUGGUCAUUCUUUGGGUCAUGGCGCUCUUGGUCCUCUACGCCAACAACGCGAGGGAAGCAAAUGUCGACAUCAACGCCAUGCGAACAACCGCUGGCGCGUACUUGGUCGCUCGCUUUUCCACCAUGUGUGUAUUCCUCAUAAGCUCCUUCGCCAGCUACCAGCAUCGCACGCAGGCCCGCAUCCUCGCGGGCUUCAUGUUUAUCGGCCUUUUCAUCACCGUACCGCUCUUCUUUGAAUCCGUAAGCAUCCGUGGCAAAGCUGCAGUCGUGGCCGUCAUGAUUGUCUACCAGGAAGCGACAUGGUCCAUCACCCUUAGCCCUUGGAUCAAGCAUCGCCUCAGGCUCAAAUACAGCACUGCCGUUGACAUUGCCCACGAAAUUGACCGCAUGGCCGCCUUCUUCAUCAUCAUUCUCGGCGAGUUCAUGUACAGCGUCAUUGUCGGCGAUCCGGCCGGCAUCGGUCUGACAGCGGGCUACGCAAAAGCCGUGUGCACCCUCAUCAUCGCCUUUUGCAUCAACUGGAUCUAUGUCAGCGGUGACGGGAGUAUACAGGCCACACAUCCAAUUCGCCGCUCUGCUUGGACGGCCUUUGGCUUCUUUCUGCUGCACCUGCCGCUGUCGGCGUCGUUUCUAAUCGGCGGACACAUUUGCGCAAUUAGCACGAGGUUGCACGAAUUCGAACAAGGUCAGCGCUGGCUGCUCGGUGGUGGGCUAAGCGUGGGCACGUUCUGUCUUUGGAUCUACGCGCAGCUGUAUCGUACAGAUGGAGAGGACUGUCUGAUCCUGCCCAAGCAGCUACGCGUGGGCAUGCGCUUGGUUAUAGCUGUGAUUCUGGCCGUUCUUCCAGAGACGCACGACCACUUGACGACCACGGAGUUCAUGGCGGUCGUCAUGUCCUUAUUUGCGUUGUUGAUCUUUUGGGAGACAAUUGGUGGGUUGAUGAAGGGUGCUCGUCUUUUUGAGCCGUGGACAAACAGGCAUGCACCGGCGGAAGGAGACUCCAGCGAGGCACUAACCUAA